AUGCCAACCCAAACCGCCAAACUCCUUGGCAUCACACGCUUGCAACCUGCUCAAAUUAGUAUUGGACUUGCUAACCAUACUAUAGCCAAGCCAAGAGGAGUUGUUAUUGAUGUUCUUCUAGAGAUUGGAGAUAUCAAGAUCCCGGUGGACUUUCAUGUCAUAAACAUUCAAGGAGGAUGUGACACACCAUUGAUACUAGGCCGACCCUUUUUGGCCACUGCUGGAGCUGUCAUGGACCUUCCAAACCGGCGAAUGUCCUUAGCCAAUGUUGACAAGACAGUCUUUUACAAGACCAUACCAUUCAUCUCACCAAACAAGCUGUCUUACCUCAUCACUGCCCAAGGCCGCCCAAGAGAGCCACCAGACCACACUCAAGGUCACAAUGAGACAAGAACUAAAAGACUAUGUCUCAGGCCGUGCCCUUACCCCAUCUCCAACUAA
Messenger RNA from Microthlaspi erraticum, 441 nucleotides. Lineage: Eukaryota; Viridiplantae; Streptophyta; Magnoliopsida; Brassicales; Brassicaceae. The record is from the annotation of a GenBank genome assembly.